Suillus subalutaceus is the source of this 1360-nucleotide messenger RNA. RefSeq lists its product as uncharacterized. The coding region runs from base 196 to 1092 and encodes 298 amino acids. The transcript is spliced from 9 exons. Lineage: Eukaryota; Fungi; Basidiomycota; Agaricomycetes; Boletales; Suillaceae. The record is from RefSeq and is a predicted model, not a curated record.
UUGGAGUCAUCUACUCGCCUAUUUCUGCAAAGUUGACCGCGUGUGUUUGCCCUGCAGAGCUGUCUAGGCUACCAUGACACUUGAAGCCUGAGAUUGUGAGAAGGAGUCAAAAAUCACGUCGGCUGAUAGCAUCGUGACUAACAGGCCGCCGCAAAUUCUCAACCCCUCGCUUUUGUUGAAUACUACCUCAACAGAAUGUUUACUACUGAGUCGGACGUGGAGCAGAUAUUGUUGUGCACAUAUGCCGUCCUGGCGGGGAACAGUAUCCUGAUAUACGACCAUGUGAUGACUCUACCAGAAGAAAUUGCUUUAAUCUGGCGUCGUCCAAAAGCACUGUUUGCAAUGUUAUUUCUACUCAAUCGCUAUCUCGCUCUUUUCGGCAUUACCUGCAGCAUGGUUAUGCAACCAUUUCUUGUUUCAGAUGAGGAAUCAUCAUAUGUAGUGAGUAGAAGUUUACCACGAGAAGUUCACAUGCUGAAAAGUUCAGUCAUAAUGGCCAUGCGCAUUUAUGCUCUCUACGGCUGUAGCCAACGCGUCCUUGCCUGGAUGACCAUCACCAUCAUUGCUCUUGUGGGAAUAGCUUGUGCCGUCACUUUUGCACAAGUUUCAGGUGAUGCGGCAAUCUUGCCGGGAAUUGGCUGCUAUGAAGUAUAUCCAACAGAAACGUAUGUCAUCCUCUUCGCCACUCUGCGAAUUGGGCUGGCAUGGGUGGCCCUGUUUGUCUUCGAUUUACUUAUAUUCGUCCUCACAGUGUACAAGAUUUGCAUGACUAGGGGUUUGCCGCGGUUGUCUCUGACAACCAGGAGAAAUGUUAUUGAUGUCAUGUUUCAGGAUGGUAAAUCUUUCGUAUGUCUAGCUAUGGCACUGAUUAAUAUACCAAACAUCCUGACAUACUACGUUGCUAUCAGAGGCAGUCUGUGCAAUUUCACCAGCUGUUUAUCCGUUACUCUCAUCUCUCGGCUGGUGCUUAACCUGCACGAGACCACUGACACUGGUAUUUUAUCCACCACCGUCCGAGGCGACGACUACCACCUCGAUGUCCUUACCACCAGGGUCGACGUACAGUCUGCUAUCUCCUCUCAUUAUUGGUAGCUAGCAUUGAAUUCUGUGUCUGGAUGUCAAGUUGGGAGUGAGAAGCUAUUCCAAUCCCUUUUUCGAAGGCAGCGCAGCGUGACAGGUGGUAGAUGACGCUGCAUCCCGUGCUGGCGGCUAUGCGUGCUUUAUUUAUGUCGAAUAUUGUCGCUUCUGGCUAAUUAUUGGUUAAUUAUAUCAUGUGUGCUUUCGUCUGUAACGUUAUAACCCCUGAUCGCUCAUCCUUCAUAGACUUCACAUAGACGGGCUGUUUCUCUCAUGAUGUGUG